This is a messenger RNA of Dichotomopilus funicola, 1437 nucleotides long. Its product is annotated as kinase-like domain-containing protein. Gene Ontology annotation, biological process: protein phosphorylation; cellular response to oxidative stress. The coding region runs from base 1 to 1437 and encodes 478 amino acids. Gene Ontology annotation, molecular function: ATP binding; calcium/calmodulin-dependent protein kinase activity; calmodulin binding. The record is from RefSeq and is a predicted model, not a curated record. The transcript has 2 exons. Lineage: Eukaryota; Fungi; Ascomycota; Sordariomycetes; Sordariales; Chaetomiaceae.
AUGAGCGCCGUCGCAGCAGCAGCGCCCGCGGGCGACCGCCAGCAGCCGCAGGUCCAACCUUGUCGGUACAAGGUGGGCAAGGUGCUCGGCGCCGGCUCGUACUCGGUCGUCAAGGAAUGCAUCCACAUCGACACUGGGCGGUACUAUGCCGCCAAGGUGAUUAACAAGAGGCUUAUGGCGGGGAGGGAGCACAUGGUCCGGAACGAGAUUGCGGUCCUCAAGAAGGUCUCAAUGGGCCACCAAAAUAUCCUCACACUUGUCGACUAUUUUGAGACCAUGAACAACCUCUAUCUCGUCACCGAUCUCGCGCUCGGCGGUGAGCUGUUCGACCGCAUCUGCCGCAAAGGGUCAUACUACGAAUCGGACGCCGCCGACCUGAUCCGCGCCGUGCUCUCAGCCGUCGCCUACCUCCACGACCAUGGCAUCGUCCACCGCGAUCUCAAGCCCGAGAACCUCUUGUUCCGCACCCCCGAGGACAACGCCGACCUUCUAAUUGCCGAUUUUGGGCUCAGUCGCAUCAUGGACGAAGAACAAUUCCACGUCCUGACCACCACCUGCGGUACACCAGGAUACAUGGCGCCCGAGAUCUUCAAGAAGACGGGCCACGGCAAGCCCGUCGACCUCUGGGCACUCGGCGUGAUCACGUACUUCUUGCUGUGCGGCUACACCCCUUUCGACCGCGACUCCGACUUCGAGGAGAUGCAGGCGAUUCUCAACGCCGACUACAGCUUCACGCCGAUCGAGUACUGGCGCGGGGUAUCCGACAGCGCCAAGGAUUUCAUCCGGCGGUGUCUGACCAUCGACCCGACUAAGCGCAUGACGGCGCACGAGGCCCUGCAGCACCCCUUCGUCGCCGGCUGGGCGCAAGGCGGCGAAGGCGCCGACAAAGGCACCAACCUGUUGCCGACCGUCAAGAAGAACUUCAACGCCCGCCGCACUCUGCACGCCGCCAUCGACACCGUGCGUGCCAUCAACAAGCUGCGCGAGGGCCAGGCUGGUGGUUUCAUGAACGGCGCACGCAGUCGCAAACCGGCUAAGGCCGGGAACGAGGCCGGAAACGGGGCCGGGGACAAAGCACAGGACCUAUCAGCCACGGACAUCUCCUCUAACCCGCGGAAGCCCGACUCCGGUAUCGCAUUUGGCCAACAGCAACAGCAGCAGCAAUUACAACCCGGCAAUAGCAAUGACAGCGGAUACGACACUCAGACGCACGCGAUCAACGCCGGAGCGCCCAAUAACGGAAGCGAGGACGUCCAUAUGGAAGACGCUCCACAGGCAGUGCACAUCGGCCAGUUGCCACCCACAGCUAACUCGGCACCGUUUAACGCGGUCCCCGACAGCUUGCGGCCUGGAAGCGAGGCGAACAGGGUGGUGGAAACGAGUAAGGGGCUUUGGAGCGGUGCAGGUGGCGGCGGAGGUGGAAAUGGGCGAAGGUGA